Messenger RNA from Neoarthrinium moseri, 1044 nucleotides. RefSeq lists its product as uncharacterized. The record is from RefSeq and is a predicted model, not a curated record. The transcript has 3 exons. Gene Ontology annotation, molecular function: protein binding. Lineage: Eukaryota; Fungi; Ascomycota; Sordariomycetes; Amphisphaeriales; Apiosporaceae. Bases 1 to 1044 code for a protein of 347 amino acids.
AUGGCCAGACAAGAAACUCACGGGCUCCGGCGAUGGCGCCGCGCUAGAGACGCGUCCACGGAAAAGCGACAGUACGCAUCGGAGCCCCUGGCCUUGAACCUUAUUCCUCUGGAGCUGCAGCUCCUGGUCAUAUCGCAUCUCGACGUCGCCAACACCGCCCGCCUGCGGCAGGUGUGCCGGUUCUACCGGCAGCUCGUGACGCCGGACUUCGUCGCGAAGCAGUUCAUCCGCGACGGCGCGCAGGACCCGGAGCUGCAGUGGUUCUGCACGGCGUGCCUGGCGCGGCCGUCGCGGGCGCGGCUGAUGCUCGACGAGGGCCGCGCCGCGUGCCCGUGGCGCUCGCUCUGCUUCCGCUGCUUCCGGGCCCGCGGCGGGCUCCGGCGCCACGAGCGCGAGCACGGCCGGACGGUGCUCCUGGUGCCGGGCGGGCCCCAGGCGAGCGUCGUUGCCGUGCCGUGCCACUUCUGCGGGUGGCUUUUGGCGCCCGGGGGCCCGGCGCCGGCGCCGGAGAGGCCCGCCCACCGCCCGUGUCGCGUCAAGAUCAGGCUGGUCAGCUGGGCCUGGAUCCUGCUGGGCGUGCUGCAGCUCGUGCUGGGCUUCAUGGGUGCUGUUGCGGCGUGGAGUAACUACGAAGAGAUGCGGGAGAUUUACGUACCCGGCACUCUCAAUUUUGCGCUGAUGUGGGUGUCACUCAUCGUCGUUGGCUUUCAGAAGGUCCAUAUCAGGCGAUGGAGGAUUACUAUCAAACCUUGGCUCAUCCCAUUCACCUUGGAGUCUGCAAUGACAAUUAUAUGGCUUCCGCCGCUGAUAGCGAAUGCAAGGGAUCUGGCACCUAUGAUCGAGACAUCGAUGGACACUUUCCCAGUGUUCUCUCUUGCAGUCUUUGCUGCAAACUUUGGUUUCCGGCUGUUCAACUCUAUCGGCUACGCUCUCUUGUUCUUUGACUUUGACCCGAGGGACGUGUAUCUUCCGGACCUGUCCGCCGCACAAAAGCUGUUGCGUGCGGGCAGCACAUUCAUGAUAUAUUGGGCGGUUAUUCCGUGA